AUGGUUUUAAUUGUCAAAUACGCUUUACUAGCUAUUGUAUUGGUAUCAACAACCCAUGGUAUCCUAUACAACCGCUAUGUUCCUGAUGCUACUGGUGAUGCUAUUCAGUAAGUUUUAGGAAAUUUGAUCUUUACUAUACUUUCUUUACUUUUACUCUGGUUUAUCUAUAUUAUGCCUAUUAGUACAUAACUUUUCUUCUAGUAUCAAUCUACCGUAAAAGCUUCAAUUUUGGUACUAUUAGGUUGUACAGAAAAUUCAGUGCUCUCUUAUUACAAAAAUUUGUUUUGAGAGAAAGCACAAAAUUAUUUGAACAACCUAAUAUUUUUUUUAAAAAUAUUUUGAUUUUUUUAAAAUUAAAAAAAUUAAUUUUUGAAAUGGCACUCAUAAAAUAUGUAAUUUUUAGCUACGUCCGAGGAGGAACUCAAAAAAUUUCGAUAGAAGUUUUGUCACGAUUUCAUAUGGCACCUCAAAUGGUGACCACCGCCACACAGCUGAUCAAGGACAAUUUCAGCGACCAUAGCUGGAUGGACGCUGGGGAUGAGAGCAAUGUCAUUGGCGAUGUAAGUUUGUUUAUUUUUAAAAAAUUUUUUAAAUUUUUUAAGGUAUGACUAAUUGAAAAAUUUAAAAAAUUUCUUUUUUUUUGCCAUAACUUCUAAUUAAAGUCACGAGCUCUUUUUUUCAUGCCUAUCAAUACCUUUAACACAUCACAACGUUCUAAAAUUACAACCGGAAAGCUGUGAUGACUUCAAGGUCCGAUUGGGUACCAAGGUCAUUUUUUGUUGUUAUCACAUCAAUUUAAAACCAAAUUUCGAACAGUUCGAUCACCUGUAGACAAACACUUCAAGAAACUUUAAUUAGUGGGAAAUUGAAUUAGAUUUUGUACUUUUAUUGGUGUUUUAAUGAUUUUGAAAGGUUGUUUAUACAUGUUUAGGUAAAAAAUGUUUUGGGGAUCAACCAUAAGAGACUGGGAAAGGUUUUUGAAAGUUUAAAAGGGUCGUGUUAAAUUAAGAAGUGAUAAAUAAUGGCAGUUUUUAAAAUAACUUUUAAGAAAAAAAUUUUUUUGUUAACUAUUUAAAAAUUGAGAAAAAUUCUAAAGAUAUAUGACAAGUAUUAUAUAUUACUAUAACAAAAUGAUGACAAAUGUAAAAAUUACUUUAAGAAAUUAUGGCACAUUUUAUAAAAUUUAAUUUCAGGCGAUGGAAAAGUCCUAUGGCGGUCACUGGAUGGUCGGCCAAUUUAGUGCGGCCUUUGAUGUGGCCUACUCGAUCGUACGACGAUCUCCAGCAUACAUACUGUUUUUGGUUAACGAAAGACAUGUUCUGAUCGCUCAAGAGAGUCCGAAUCCGAAAUUUAGCAACUACCACACUAUUUUGAGGAAAUAA
This is a messenger RNA of Bursaphelenchus okinawaensis, 1382 nucleotides long. The record is from the annotation of a GenBank genome assembly. NCBI's taxonomy places the organism in Eukaryota, Metazoa, Nematoda, Chromadorea, Rhabditida, Aphelenchoididae.